UAGUAUCAGUCCCAUAUUGGAUUGCUAACCAUUCAGACCUCACUCUCCCGUUUUCAUUCUCCCAUUGAGAUAAAUAUUUUGGAAUCGAAAAUGUGCUGGAAAUUUGUUGUCCCGUUGACGACCCUGGUGGUGUUCAGUCUCCUGCUGGUGAGCAUGACUGACGCAUCACCCAGUUUCAACAACUGCAACAAGGGCACCAAGGCCUCGUGCAAGAUAAACCACCAGAUGGCCAGCAAGGUGGCUGCCGAGGCAGCCACGUCUGCCGCGGCGGCCCUGAAGGCCGGUGGUGAGGCGGCCACUCAGCAGAUUCGGCUAGUGCUAUCGGAGCACGCUCAACAGGCGGCCGCAGCGGCCUCCGAUAUUCUAGCCGGUAAGAAAAAUCAAUUGGAGGCUUUGAACAAGCGCCUGGCUGAGAAUCAGAAAGCCAUCGAUGAGGGAAACCGAGCCAUAGCCAUCACCAUUGGCACCAUGAAGCGGGUGUCGUGGAUACGGGAGAGCACGCGUCAGGGUCUGGAAAAUAUGAUGUCCAUGUACAAUGAAUCACUCGGCACCCAGGCGGAUGUCAAUUACCUGGCCGACUUUGCCGAGCAGGAGGAGGUGGAGAAGACCAAGCUGUUCACGGAGGCAACACGGCGUUUGGACAACCUAAAGAAGUGCAUGAAUCUGGCCGAGGAGGAUCUCAAGAGCAUCCGUCAGAGUGCCAUUGAGGCUAAUAACGCCGCCGAUGAGGCCAAACAGAGAAUCGAUAUGCUGCGCCAGUUGGUCCCAAAGAUUAAGAUGCUCAAACGUGAAGAUCUCCAGACAGUCACUGAUUUCCUGCUCAAGCGCAGGCGUUCACCAAAACACAUUUCUGCUAAAAAUUCUUAUUGAUUUCUUGCGUUUGUUAAUAUUUACAACGUUAAUUCGUGACUUUUGGAAUUGUUAUACACAGGACAAAGAUACACGAGAACAAUAUACAUAGUGUUGGCACAAAAAAAACUUAAAGAACCUU
Molecule: messenger RNA, 991 nt
Organism: Drosophila serrata
Lineage: Eukaryota; Metazoa; Arthropoda; Insecta; Diptera; Drosophilidae
Source: RefSeq, a predicted model, not a curated record